GAAAAAGUAAGGUUAGGUUAGAGUGUGCGAGCAGCUGGCAAUCGUACGAGCCGCGGAGGAGAUCGGACGAUCGCGCGAGCGAUGUCGAACAAAACCAGAGGUAAGAACAAGAAGGUCGACGCGAUCGAGAAUGGAGCGGCCGACGAUGUCGCGAACGAUGAUAUCGCGACCGACGAAGUCGCGACAAAGUUCGCGGACGUGGAGAUCGAAGAGGAGACUCCGACCAAGAAGCUUACGCACAAGGAGAAGAAGAAGCUGAAGAAGCAGCAGGAGUACGAGCGGACGAUGGAGAUGCUGACGAAGGCAGGUGGGCAGGGUCACAGCGAACUAGAGUCUAACUUUACGAUCUCGCAGAGCCAGACACAGCAACGCGGUAAUCAGCAAUUGGAUAACGCGGUCGACAUCAAGGUGGAGAACUUUAGCAUAGCGGCCAAGGGCAAGGAACUCUUCACCAACGCCAGCUUGCUUAUAGCGCAGGGUAGGCGAUAUGGCCUUGUGGGACCGAACGGUCAUGGCAAAACUACCUUGCUCCGUCAUAUAGCCAAAAGAGCUUUUAAUAUCCCACCUACGAUAGAUGUCCUGUAUUGUGAACAAGAAGUUAUAGCGGACGAUACUCCGGCUGUAGAAGUAGUGCUCAAUGCUGAUGUGAAGUGCAAAGAACUUCAGGCAGAAUGCAAGAAAUUAGAAGAAUUGACAGAGCAAGGGGAUACCAACGUGCAAAAUAGAUUACAAGAGGUAUAUGAUGAAUUAAAAGCUAUUGGAGCAGAUUCAGCAGAGCCACGAGCAAGACGGAUUCUUGCCGGUUUGGGAUUCAAUCGUGCGAUGCAAAAUCGCGCGACGAAAAACUUCUCUGGUGGUUGGCGAAUGCGUGUUUCGCUCGCGAGAGCACUCUUCCUGGAACCCACAUUGUUAUUAUUGGACGAACCUACAAAUCAUUUAGAUUUGAAUGCAGUUAUCUGGUUGGAUAACUACUUGCAAGGCUGGAAGAAGACUCUGCUAGUUGUAUCGCAUGAUCAAAGUUUCUUGGAUAAUGUGUGCACGGACGUCAUACAUUUAGAUCAACAAAAGUUAUUCUAUUACAAGGGAAAUUAUAGCAUGUUUAAAAAAAUGUAUGUGCAAAAAAGGAAGGAAAUGGUGAAGGCGUAUGAGAAGCAGGAGAAGCGUCUGAAGGACCUCAAAGCGGCUGGACAAAGUAAGAAGCAGGCUGAAAAGAAACAAAAGGAGACUUUGACGAGAAAGCAAGAAAAGAAUCGAACGAAGAUGCAGAAACAGGAGGAGGAUACUGGGCCCACGGAAUUGUUGCAAAGACCGAGAGAAUAUAUAGUGAAAUUCAGUUUUCCAGAUCCUCCACCGUUGCAACCUCCAAUUCUUGGUCUUCAAAAUGUAACAUUUGGAUAUGAAGGGCAGAAACCAUUGUUUAUCGAUGCAGACUUUGGUAUAGACUUAAAUUCUCGAGUAGCAAUAUUGGGCCCUAACGGUGUUGGUAAAUCGACUUUCCUAAAAUUACUAAUGAGCGAUAUAACUUCUCAGAAAGGAGAAAUCACGAAGAAUCAUCGACUGAGGAUAGGAAGGUUCGAUCAGCAUUCUGGCGAGCAUUUAACUGCUGAGGAGACCCCGGCAGAAUAUCUGAUGCGACUAUUUGAUCUUCCAUACGAAAAGGCACGCAAACAGCUGGGUACUUUCGGUCUUAGCUCUCAUGCGCACACCAUCAAGAUGAAAGACCUAUCGGGUGGUCAAAAGGCACGCGUUGCGUUGGCCGAACUCUGUUUAAAUGCACCGGAUGUGCUGAUCUUGGACGAGCCGACCAACAAUCUCGACAUAGAAUCUAUCGACGCACUAGCAGAUGCUAUCAACGAUUAUAAGGGAGGUGUAAUCAUCGUCUCACACGACGAACGACUGAUUCGAGAUACUGAAUGCUGCCUCUAUGUGAUUGAGAACCAGCAAAUCAAUGCUAUCGACGGCGAUUUCGACGACUAUAGAAAAGAAUUGCUCGAGAGCCUGGGAGAAGUCAUCAACAAUCCCAGCAUAGCUGCGAACGCUGCCGUUCUACAAUAAUCGUCGACCAAUUAGCAUAAUUGAUAUCUUGGUGGCCUGUAAUAAUGUAAAAGCGAUCAUUUAUCGCUUGCAAUCAAAGCCUUCAUACGGACGCUUGUUUCUCCUAAAAACACUGGAUCCGAAUUUUGUAUUAUAAAUAUCUUGCACGAGUGUAAAAAAUAAAUUGUUAACAACAUAGA
Molecule: messenger RNA, 2234 nt
Organism: Acromyrmex echinatior (Panamanian leafcutter ant)
Lineage: Eukaryota; Metazoa; Arthropoda; Insecta; Hymenoptera; Formicidae
Product: ATP-binding cassette sub-family F member 1
Molecular function (GO): ATP hydrolysis activity; ATP binding
Source: RefSeq, a predicted model, not a curated record